Daldinia caldariorum is the source of this 2642-nucleotide messenger RNA. RefSeq names its product actin-like ATPase domain-containing protein. NCBI's taxonomy places the organism in Eukaryota, Fungi, Ascomycota, Sordariomycetes, Xylariales, Hypoxylaceae. The transcript is spliced from 3 exons. The record is from RefSeq and is a predicted model, not a curated record. The coding region runs from base 1 to 2511 and encodes 836 amino acids.
AUGGGAUAUAAGUGGAAAGGAAAAGGAAAAGGCAGGGGGAGCCAAGGCCCACUAGCCACAGUUUCGGCCCCUGCCGGCACCAACCAAUUGCAGUCCCAGCCACAGGCAGGGGUUCCUCAGCCUCAGAAUGGAAGCCGAACUAAACGCGUUGGUUCGCGCGAGCUUGGAGCAAUUCUUGAACCAUUCCUAGACCAUCCUGCUCCAAUAAUCGACGAGGGUUCAAGCCUCAAGAUCGGUCAAUCUGCCGCAGUUAGACGUCUCUCCACAUCCUUCCCAAAUCCACGAAACCCACGAAACCCAAGAAAUCCACAAAACUCACCUUCGACAACCCCUCGAGCAAAUAGAGCAUCGCACCGGGAUUUCGUACGCCAGAAAGAGCUUCCCUCCAAAACUUCCCGCAAGCUCUUCAACAACAUGGCGAGCCAGCAGGGUAAGUGGCGCGAGGACCAAAUCCUCGUAGUCUGUCCCGGCAGUCAGACUACUAUGGCCCAGCUCGGUUGCAACGAGCUCACUCCGCCUGCUCACCGCAUACCUACGCGAAUGUUUAAGGAUCCCGAGUCCGACGAAUAUACCCCCUACCGCAUUUACAAGCGCAAGAAGACCGUCGCAUCAGGGAGCGCAGAAGGUGGUGAUAAGGCUGAGAAGACCGAGAAGGCUGACGAUCAGUGGGAAUAUGUCGAGGAUCGCGAUAGCGUCGAGGGCGCAAUCUACCCUUUACAGGGUGGCCGAAUUGUGAACAUGCCCGCCUUCUUAGCAUUUCUCGAUCACGUUCACAGUCUCCUUACUACCACAUACCACAACAUCCCCAUCGUGUUGAUGGCAUCACCGCGGUGGACACGGCCAGACUGCGAAGCUAUCGCGCGCUACGUAUUCGAGAAGACUAAGACUCCUGCUCUAUGUUUACUGCACAGCGCCGUUGCGGCGCAAUACGGUUUGAAGUGGCCGACUAUGACUGUUGUAGACAUUGGCUACGAGAAAGUCGAUGUCACCUGCAUUCACGAGUACCUCAUUGUCAGUGAGAAGGGCCUGGGCUAUCCUAACCCAGAACGAGAGAUAUCAGGCGGAGAGGUUUUCACGCAGAAAUUGUUGGCGCUUCUGAAGGACAAGGGGUUUAACUACGAAAUGGCCGAGCAACUCAAGAAGAGCUCUCUUUGCGAGGUCCUUCCUUACGCCCCCGAUUCCGAUAACCUUAUGGAACUCCCUACGGAUGACCUUCCCCCGACUGCAGCCCAAGCUCCCAAUAAUGCACCAGUAAGCACGGAUCCCGCAAAGCCCGUAGAGCCUCCGAAACCUGCUACUGCAUUUGGAGGGGAGACCGAGGACGGAAUCGCGGAUGGCAAAGAGAACGACGAAGGAGUACUGGACGUAGCCAAUAUUGUUACUAGUGGUAACACGCGAGAAUUCCUUGCUAAAAAGGAGAAGGAGAAGGCUGAAAAGGUCAAGUCGAAGAAGCAGGGCAAAGCCCAAGAAGCUGAGCCUGCCGCGGCGAAGCCAGUUCGUUUACCCAACUCCAAGCGAAAGACCAAUGUGUUCCAUUAUGAGGAAUUGGUGCAUGAGGAUGUAGAAGUUUCCGCCUCGAACGGUGCCCCUAAAGCAGAGACCACGGAGACUACAGAAACCACAGAAGCCGCAUCUGCCGCAAAUGGUGAUGCACCCGCGGCCGACGUGUCUAUGGUUGAUGCUACGCCUAGCAGCCAAGAUCCAAAACCUGAGAUAAAACCCGAGGCGAAGCCAGAGGGUACCGGUGACGCUAAUAGCGACGCGACAGAGUCUACUUCUAACAACGCUAAGAACACGGAGCGAAGAACAAAACGAGUGCGACGAGAUAUUGAGAUUGGUCUAGAGCGAUUCCUCUUUGCGGAUCGUCACGAAAUCAACCGAAUCACCGAUACCAUUUAUCGCGCGAUCCAGAGCAUCGACGAGCCUUACAAGCGACCAGGCUGCUGGGACAACCUUGUUUUCGUAGGCAACGGCAGUCGCCUACGAGGCCUCAAGGAGAACAUCAUACAGACGCUUACUGCCCGCCACUUAAUCUCUCCCAGCACCGCCACCAUCUUCACGUCCGAGCUGCCCUCCAACAUGGCAACGCCGAGCGGAACGGGCUCCCAGACACCUACGGGCUCGUUCACGGGCCAACUUCCGACCACGAGCUCGGUGAACCCUCUCCUGCAAGCGGCCACGACGGCUUCGCUGGGCGUGCCCGGCACCGUGCAGGCCCCCGGCUCGACGGCGGGCGACGUCGGCCACGGCCACCACUCCCACGCCCAGACGCCCACGAGCAUCAAGGCGGCCCCGCUGCCCACCUACCUCGCCGAGUGGACCAAGAACGGCUUCGAGGAGGCCAUGUUCCUCGGCUCCCUCAUCGCCGCCCGCCUCGCGUUCUGCAUCCACAACAUGGAUGCUCAGACCUUGGAGGCGCAGCGCACCAUGAGUCUUAAUCGUGUUGAUUACAACGAGCACGGCCCCAAGCUCAUCCACGUGCACUCGAUGCUCGGUAACGAUUCUUCGUAAAAAAUAAAAUAAAAUACGCCUGCGUUCGUACCUACUAACUCGUAUUCGUCGGAAGGAUAAAGGCUUAGGUGGUACCUAAGGAAAAGAAGAAACGUUAUGUCACCCCAUCUAAUCAUAGAGCAUCAUUCCAA